Messenger RNA from Lotus japonicus, 724 nucleotides. RefSeq lists its product as uncharacterized. Gene Ontology annotation, biological process: intracellular protein transport; endoplasmic reticulum to Golgi vesicle-mediated transport. Bases 132 to 524 code for a protein of 130 amino acids. The record is from RefSeq and is a predicted model, not a curated record. Lineage: Eukaryota; Viridiplantae; Streptophyta; Magnoliopsida; Fabales; Fabaceae. The transcript has a single exon. Gene Ontology annotation, cellular component: endoplasmic reticulum membrane; endoplasmic reticulum.
AAAAGCACUUCACUUCUUUUCUUUUGCGUGUCCUAAUCAAAGAGAGAAUACAGGAUCCAAACUCAUUCUCUGCUAACUACUUCCGAUCGAAGAAAAGAAUCAUUCACCGGAGAUCUCAUCGGACGGUCACGAUGGCGCUAGAGUGGGUUGUUCUCGGUUACGCUGCCGCCGCGGAGGCGAUAAUGGUGCUGCUGCUCACGAUCCCCGGCCUCGACGGUCUCCGGAAGGGCCUCGUCGCGGUCACCAGGAACCUCCUCAAGCCGUUCCUGUCGGUGGUGCCGUUCUGUCUCUUCCUCCUGAUGGACAUUUACUGGAAGUACGAGACGCGGCCAAGCUGCGACGGUGAUUCCUGCACUCCGACGGAGCACCUCCGUCACCAGAAAUCCAUCAUGAAGAGCCAGCGCAACGCGCUCCUCAUCGCUUCCGCGCUCCUCUUCUACUGGCUUCUCUACUCCGUCACCAACCUCGUUGUCAGGAUCGAGCACCUCAACCAGCGCCUCGAACGCCUCAAGAAUCGCGACUGAACGGUUCAAUUCUCUUAUGUCCAUUCCUGAUUUUGUGUUCUCCGCCUACAGUUUUCGUUGUUAUCUUAGAAACCAUUUAAUUUUCUUGUGUUUUUGUUCUUAAUUCUGAAUCGAUGUUUGAAUGAUGACGAUUAAUCAUCGUAGCUAUGUUGUUUCUCUGCCAUUUGAAUUUGCACGAAUUGAGAUCUAGGGUUCCUUUA